AGAGAGACAGUUAUAACAGCAUAGCAGCAGCAAUAAGAUCAAGGAAGAACUAAAAGCAAAAAUUCUAAGCAAUGGCUCAACAGAUUCAAGUUUGUGAUGUUCAGCCAACUCUUGUGACUCUCCCGCACUGCAAGAACACCAUUGAUACUCAACACUUCAAGACUGGUACUGUAUUUGUGAGGGCGUGUGCUCUUAAGUUGGAAGGGAACUGGCAGAAACAUGGAAGUUACAUUGAGUUGCUAGAGAGCGCCACGUUCAAAGUUAGCGGAGAAUGUCAGCUGAAAGGUGGAGAAGACCCUUAUGUAGGCCAUUUUGUGGUCGGGCUGGCAAAGCACCACAACAUGGGAAAAGUGAAAACUGAGUUAAGCCCUCCUGAUGAAGAGAACGAAGAGGACUUCACUAAUCAUUUGCCUGGGAUAAUGACACCUAUCGCUCUUGGUCUUUGUGACGAUGAAUAUGUCAAAUUCUCUCUCACGAGUGCUGAACCCUACUGGAAAAUGCAGAAAGGCCUCAUCAUAUAUGGUGUUACUUUCACUCCUAUGGAAAUGGUUUAGAAUGUGAUCACAGUAGCCAUAAGUGUGUCAACUGCCAAGUUCAUGGCUUAUGUUGUUUAAGUUUAUAAUGCAUGUAAUAAUGAAAUAAAUACAUUAACAACCCUGCACCAGCAAGGUUGUUAAUGUACUAUGAAUAAAGAAAUUAAAACCAUAACUACCAUUAGGUAGGUGGUUUAUUCUGCUAAGUAAA
Molecule: messenger RNA, 744 nt
Organism: Daucus carota subsp. sativus
Lineage: Eukaryota; Viridiplantae; Streptophyta; Magnoliopsida; Apiales; Apiaceae
Exons: 3
Coding region: 72-554 (160 amino acids)
Source: RefSeq, a predicted model, not a curated record